UUUGAGCCUGAGUCACUGCCCUGAAGUCACUCUGAGAAACAGCAUCACACGUCUCUGCUUCAGGCAGGACAACACCGACAGCAUGGGAACCAUGGGCUUACACAGGAUCAAACUUUUGCUUUUAUUUACCUUUACAGGGGUAUGUACAGCUCAAAAUGACAUCACUCUGUCCGUAUUUACGGUGACAUCAAAGAGCAUGACGGUGCAGUGGAGCGGCCACUCCGGUGCCAGCUCCUACAAGAUCACAGCAACCCCCAAGAACUCUCCCGAGCAGCCGGUCUUUGCCCAGUUCAGCGGCAACACGGUGAUGGGCUCGGUGAACUCGCUGUCACCAAACACAGUGUACACCAUGCAGCUGGAGGCCAUGGACAAUGCGCUCAAUGUCCUGAGCAGCGCAGAGACGGUGGAGACAACAGCUCCUGAUGUUCCGAGCAUUGAUCAGGCCUACUCCAAAACCAGCAACAGCAUCACUGUUGAGUUUGCGCGAGUUUCUGGGGCAACCAGCUACAUCCUGAGGGCAGAGUCAAAGACGGGGGAUUUCUUCUUAGAGAUGGCCGUGACAGACUCCCCGGGUACCGUGGUGGGCCUCCAGCCUUACACGGAUUACAUUCUGAGCGUCAUGUCUGUCAACUCAGGGGGGAGGAGCCAGCCAUCAUACCCCAUCGAGGCCAGGACAGUUAUCAUUGCCCCCAAGUUGAACACAUCCUCCGCCAGCAACGACUCCAUCCUUGUGACCUGGCCACCGGUGGAGCACGCCAUCCUCUACAAGCUGAUUAUGAUCCGAGAAGGCUCCAGCACCCGCCUUGUACUUAACACCACUGACACCACGGUGAAGUUUGACAACCUUGAAUCGGGAACUUCCUACUGUAUCAAGGGCAUGGCAUGGGAUGCUGAGGGUCGGAUCGGUGACGACCUCACCGUCUGCCAGAUUACACGUCCUCAAACCCCAGAUGUGACUCACGUCCAGGUGACCCCUGGCCGAUCUCUUGGAAUCGCUGUUUACUGGAUGAUGGUGCAGGGGGCUACCAGCUACAUGGGCUUGACCUCCAAUGGCCAAAACUGUAGCACAAAAGACAGUUACUGCUACAUCCUACCUCAGGAGUGCGGUCAGAACCACUCUGUCUACGUCAUAGCCUACAACGAGGCUGGACCCAGCAGCCCCUCACAACCAGCUGCCUAUAUUACAUACCCAUGUCCCACAGAGAACAUCUGGGUGGAGGAACCCACUGCUGGGAACUGCUCAGUGGUGUGGGAGAAUGUACCCUUGGUGGACUACUACGUGGCUUUCAUAAAGAGGGAUGAUGGGACAGAGAAGUCUUGUAACACCACAAAGACCACCUGCCAGUUCUUCUGCAUGUGUGGCUACACGUACCUCACCAGCGUGUUCCCUUACAACCAGGCUGGCACCAGCCUCUUCGCACAUGUCCUCAACUACACAACCAUUCCUUGUUGUCCACAGGAUGUGACCGUAAAGUUGGUGUCCACAGAGACACUUGAGGUCAUGUGGUCGCCGGUCAAAGGGGCCGAGCUGUAUGAGACCACAGCGGCGCAUACUAACAACGUGCUACACUGUAACGACACGUCGCCGGUGUGUGCUCUCUCAGACCUGAGCUGCAACACCCCUUACUCUGUGACGGUGACCCCCUGCAGCGAGCUACGAGGAUGCAAUAACACGUGCACACCACACAAACAUGAGACAGCUCCCUGUGCUCCAGAGAUCCUGGAUAUGACACAGACUACCAACUCCACAUAUAGAGUCCUGAUAACUACCCCAAACUCUCCCAGUACAAACUACACCAUCACCGCGACAGGACGCUACGACAAAUACUUGUGCCAGUCGAUAAACAAUUCAUGUGAAUUCACGCAGCUGCCCUGCGGCUCCAUUUAUGAGGUCAUAGCUGUGGCCACCACAGCAGUCGGGAAAAGUCUGCCUGGAUACAGUAAAACUCUGGAAACAGGUCCUUGCUGCCCCUCAACUGUGAACGUGACCCAGGUCACCCAGGCUAUGACCAAUGUAACCUGGUCGCCCGGCACCGGAGCCCGCUCCUACAUAGCCACCCUGAGGUCCCCACGUGGGGAAGCCAAAUGUCAUACCCUGGACUCCCACUGCCUGAUGGGGUGCAUUACCUGUGGCACCAACUAUAGCGUCUACAUGGAUGCCAUCAGCAGCACGGGACACAAGUCCCUGUGCCAAUAUCAAGGAUUCUCAACCAGUGCGUGCUGUCCAACAGGGGUCAAGCUCUAUCGCCGCACUAACAACUCACUCAGGGUGUACUGGCGUUCUUCAAGCCCUCAGGCAUACAAUCAUACAGUGGAGCUGUAUGGGACAGGGGCCAAUUAUACCUGCUUCGCGGCCACAGGCAGCAUGUACUGCGACAUCCAGGAGGGAACCUGCGGGGACGUCUACAGGGUAGUCGUAGCACCAGUGGAAAAGUACGGGGUCAAAGUGACCUUCUGCCUGCCUAGGACAUACUCAGUUCCAUGUCCAGGAAGUAAUGCUGGUAUGGUUAUCUCUCGGAGAAGACGAAGUGUAAAGUAACGGAGGGGAGGUCGUCUAGCGCCAUCACAAAAUGGACAAAUGGCUAUGUUUACACCAACGGAGACUGAAAGGAUUCAUGAAAAAUAUUACAUCUUGUUUAAAAUCUCAGAGAAACUUUUGCAAGACAAAAUUACACAUAUAAAGAUAAUGAAUUAAAAGUACAAUAGUACCAAAGCCAUACAACACAGAAUGACUGGGAGCUUUGGAGGAAUGCUCCCAGCUGUGAGAAUUUUUGUUGUAGGAUGUCUAAAUCAUAUUUUUAAUUUUGCUGAUUAAGAAGAAAUGUUUGUUUAACCUUUACACAUUGGAGCUGUGAUUUUCUAUAAAAUAAUGAACUGAGACAUGUAAUGACAUGUAGUAAAAUAAAAAAGCUCCUAUAAUGGAAAGAAUAUGAAGGUCCCAACACAUACAUAAGUGUUAUGUGCCACUUUUUACUAUUAUUCAAAAAAUAUGAUUGACUUUAUCAUGCCUAAUGACUAAAUGACAACAUAAGUAGUAAAAAAUGAUAUUCUAGGACCUCCCCAAGUAGAAGGCCUCCACGUGGCUGCAGUAUGACACAUCUCUGGCUGGUGGACCUGACUACCAAACUGGAACAGAUGGCAUCAAUCCCGUCCGCUCGGAGUCAUGUGUGCACGGUCUAGUGGAUGAUACAUCUGAUCAAAUUCCUAGAGACAGACUCAGUGUCACCUUUGUUUUCACUGAAUAUGUUUGUGCUUGUUUGACAGAUGAAAUCAAUAAAGUUUAUGUUUUUGCAUCACAAAA
This is a messenger RNA of Girardinichthys multiradiatus, 3301 nucleotides long. It is a transcript of the gene fndc7a, whose product is annotated as fibronectin type III domain containing 7a. Lineage: Eukaryota; Metazoa; Chordata; Actinopteri; Cyprinodontiformes; Goodeidae. The transcript has 14 exons. Bases 83 to 2539 code for a protein of 818 amino acids. The record is from RefSeq and is a predicted model, not a curated record. Gene Ontology annotation, molecular function: protein binding.